AUGGGAUUCACCCUCUGGACCUUGAUCUUCCUCAGCUGGCCAUUGUUUGCCCACUGUGACCUCGGCGGGACUGAAAUAUGUACAACUGGUGAUGACCCGAUAUUCCAACACUACCCAGUAUGCAUCUCACGUGGGAAGAGCAAAACAUCCCUCGAGGGAGAUUAUCAUCACAUCGAGAUUAGCCAUGACUGGACUCACGCGUCUCCAUGCUUCAAGGGUUAUGGGGCGGAAGCCCCGAUUUGUGCCUUCACGGACGAGACUUUCGCCGGCGGCAGAGGCAUCUCAAUCAUCACAACACCCAAACGGGCAAACUACCUCGCCUCGACGCAAGCAUUUACCGCGCCAGACCUAGUCCACGGCAUCAACCCGGCCUCCGACCAGCCAACAACAUCCAAGUACGAGAUGCGCCUCGUUCCCGGCAAAGGCAUGGGCCUUAUCGCAACCUCUCGAAUCCGCCGCGGCGACUUGAUCAUGGCCAACACAGCCUCCCUGAUGAUCGACUACCGAGCCUUUAACGAACUAUCCGUAUCCCAAUACACCACCCUCCAAGAAUUCGCAGUCACCCAUCUACCCCCACGCCACGCCGCUGCCCUCCUCGCCCUCUCCCCCCACACAACUAACACCUCCCACUUCACACGCGCCCAACUCAUCGACGCGAUCGCAGCCACCAACGGCUUUGACAUCGACCCGACUGACAACGACCCCGAUCAACACCACAGCUUCUUCGUCCUAUUCCCCGACAUCGCCCGCAUGAACCACGACUGUCGGCCCAACGCAGACUACCGCUAUGAGCCGCACCGGCUGGCCCAGCAUGUCCGCGCUGUGCGGGAUAUCAACCCCGGAGAGGAGAUCACGCUGACUUACAUCGACCCGCUGGGCCUGCGUGCGGCGCGCACUGGGCGGUUGAAGAAUACUUGGGGUUUUGAAUGUGCGUGCCCGCUGUGCUCGUUGGGGAGCGCCACCACCGGUAACGGCCCUGAGGAUGCAGUUGGCAAGGCCCGGUCUGCUGCUAGUGACCAGCGGAUUGAGCGUAUCAUUGAGCUACGGCAGAAAUUACAGCGGGUAUGGAAACGUGACGACGAUCACGACGACGAUGACAACGGGCUCGAAGAUGACAAUGACACAGGAGGGUCUGACCCGAGCAAAACAACCAGUCCAGCCAUGGCCGAAUUGCUUGUUACACUGUAUGAAACAGAACGGCUGUGGGGCGGGCUACACGAGGCGUAUAUCUUGGCCGCGCUUGAGUACAGUGGCGCCGGGGACGCGUGGACGGCGAUCAAGUAUGCGAGUUUGGGACUGGAGUGGGGGAUUCCGAUGCUGGGGGCGGCGGAUGAGGAUGUGGUGGAUUUGAAAAAGUUGGCGGAGAAUCCAUGGGGGCAUUGGAGUUGGAAGAGGACCGUGGGGAAAGAAGGGAAAAGGAAAUAG
Messenger RNA from Dichotomopilus funicola, 1425 nucleotides. RefSeq lists its product as uncharacterized. NCBI's taxonomy places the organism in Eukaryota, Fungi, Ascomycota, Sordariomycetes, Sordariales, Chaetomiaceae. The transcript has 2 exons. The record is from RefSeq and is a predicted model, not a curated record. Bases 1 to 1425 code for a protein of 474 amino acids. Gene Ontology annotation, molecular function: protein binding.